Messenger RNA from Sciurus carolinensis (gray squirrel), 4126 nucleotides. RefSeq names its product polypeptide N-acetylgalactosaminyltransferase 16 (gene Galnt16). The record is from RefSeq and is a predicted model, not a curated record. The transcript is spliced from 16 exons. NCBI's taxonomy places the organism in Eukaryota, Metazoa, Chordata, Mammalia, Rodentia, Sciuridae. Gene Ontology annotation, cellular component: Golgi apparatus. Bases 175 to 1851 code for a protein of 558 amino acids.
UGUGGGAGUCGAAGCUGGCUCCGACCCGUCGCCAUUCCGCCGCGGGCGACUGUCUCGCCAGGACUGAGCAGCCAGGCGCGAGAGAAAACAAACAGCUGGGGCUGCGAGCGCCCCCGCCCCGGCCUCGAGAGCUCGCCGGACCCGGCUCCCACCCUGGGCGCCCGGCCGCCCACCAUGAGGAAGAUCCGCGCCAAUGCCAUCGCCAUCCUGACUGUAGCCUGGAUCCUAGGCACUUUCUACUACUUAUGGCAGGACAACCGAGCCCACGCAGCAUCCUCUGGCGGCCGGGGCGCGCAGAGGGCCGGCGGGAGGCCAGAGCAGCUGCGCGAGGACCGCACCAUCCCGCUCAUUGUGACAGGAACACCCUCAAAAGGCUUUGAUGAGAAGGCAUACUUGUCAGCCAAGCAGCUGAAGGAGGGAGAGGACCCCUACAGGCAGCAUGCCUUCAACCAGCUGGAGAGUGACAAGCUGAGCCCAGACAGGCCCAUCCGGGACACUCGCCAUUACAGUUGCCCGUCUGUGUCCUACUCCUUGGACCUGCCGGCCACCAGCGUCAUCAUCACCUUUCACAACGAAGCCCGCUCCACGCUCCUGCGCACCGUGAAGAGUGUCCUGAACCGAACUCCUGCCAACUUGAUCCAGGAGAUCAUCUUAGUGGAUGACUUCAGUUCAGAUCCUGAAGACUGCCUGCUCCUGACCAGGAUCCCCAAGGUCAAGUGCCUGCGAAACGACCGGCGGGAAGGACUGAUCCGAUCCAGGGUUCGCGGGGCAGAUGUGGCCGCAGCUGCCAUCCUGACCUUUCUGGACAGCCACUGCGAAGUGAACACCGAGUGGCUGCAGCCCAUGCUGCAGCGGGUGAAGGAGGACCACACCCGUGUGGUGAGUCCCAUCAUUGACGUCAUCAGUCUGGAUAAUUUUGCCUACCUGGCAGCAUCCGCUGAUCUUCGUGGAGGAUUUGACUGGAGCCUGCACUUCAAGUGGGAGCAGAUCCCUCUAGAGCAGAAGAUGACCCGGACAGACCCCACCAGGCCCAUCAGGACACCUGUCAUAGCUGGAGGAAUCUUCGUGAUUGACAAGUCUUGGUUUAACCACUUGGGAAAAUAUGAUGCCCAAAUGGACAUCUGGGGGGGAGAGAACUUCGAGCUCUCCUUCAGGGUGUGGAUGUGCGGUGGCAGUUUGGAGAUCGUCCCCUGCAGCCGGGUGGGCCAUGUGUUCAGGAAGCGGCACCCCUACAACUUCCCUGAGGGCAAUGCCCUCACCUACAUCAGGAACACCAAGCGCACUGCAGAGGUGUGGAUGGAUGAAUACAAGCAGUACUACUACGAAGCCCGGCCCUCGGCCAUCGGGAAAGCCUUCGGCAGCGUGGCCACACGGAUCGAGCAGAGGAAGAAGAUGGACUGCAAGUCCUUCCGCUGGUACCUGGAGAACGUCUACCCCGAGCUCACUGUCCCGGUGAAGGAAGUGCUCCCUGGCAUCAUUAAGCAGGGGGUUAAUUGCUUAGAAUCCCAGGGCCAGAACACAGCUGGGGACUUUCUGCUUGGAAUGGGGAUCUGCAGAGGGUCUGCCAAGAAUCCCCCACCAGCCCAGGCAUGGCUAUUCAGUGAUCAUCUCAUCCAGCAGCAGGGGAAGUGCCUGGCUGCCACCUCCACCUUAAUGUCCUCUCCCGGGUCCCCAGUCAUACUGCAGGUGUGCAACUCAAGAGAAGGCAAGCAGAAAUGGAGGAGAAAAGGGUCUUUCAUCCAGCAUUCAGUCAGCGGCCUCUGCCUGGAGAUGAAGCCUGCCCAACUGGUGACCAGCAAGUGCCAAGCCGAUGCCCAGGCCCAGCAGUGGCAGCUGCUGCCACACACAUGACAGUAGCCCCAGGGCCUCCUGUACCUUUUGCAUGAGACUUUGGGACCGGAGGGGGAUUGGGGUGGGAGUGUCAAGCGGGCCGUUUCCAUCUCCUCACAUUUCUGCGGAGUCAUCAGCAAACACCCCUGCCACGACACACAUUACUCCAAAGCUUGUUCCGGGGAGAUGCCGAGGGCACACCCAGUGUCCUUUGUGCCACCCUGGCCUUGCCCCGGGAGAGGAGAUGGUCAGGGUGCCAGGCUAUUGCUGGCUAGGGACUGGGCAGGUGCCCCUGGCCCUUUGUCCUCUCCCGGGGCCCUACAUGGGACUCAAACAGUGCUGUAUGGGCCCUCCCCCUGUUGCCCGGGGGUGCGAAGGACAGAGGCCCACAGAGGGACCAAGUGGGGAUGGGGGCCUACUAGUGGGGACAGCCUUAGAGGAGAAAAUGGGCAGGCUGUAGAGAGGCUUAAGGCUGAGAAGAGAGGGAAAGAGAGAGAGGGCCACCUGCAGGGGCAGAUAGAGAACCAGGAGGAGCUGAGAAGCUCAGGGCCCUGAGAGAUGCCAAACCCAAGGGUUGGGUGUGGGAGGGGCGGGAUCCUGGGAGCAAGGGAUGGAGAAUUCGCAGAAUACAGAUGGAGGAGCAGCAAAACAACAAAAGAACAAGGUUUCUUCCCCAGAAGUGUCCCACCCACACUUCCCAAUCCCAAGACCUGUGCCCACAUGCGCCUCCAGCCUGAACCCUGUGGGUGCCCACAGUUGUAGCAGGAGGCUGCAGAGGGAUCUUUAAGGGCAGACUUGGGGUGCAACUUAUUCAACAAACUCUACUUCUGUUUGGCCCUGUGUCAGGCUGAGACCUCUCUCACGGACCUUAAUGACAUCUGGUGCCCUGUCUCUCCUCCUGGGUCCAAUGGGGAAACAGGUAGCCACCAUGCACCCUUGCGCAACCCCACCCUUGUUUGUGGGUUUAAACCUUGCUUUCUCAAAGUACUUUGCCUCUGUAAAUAUAGCACAUCGGGUGACUGAUAAGAAUGUGACCUUUCAGAGCAUGAACAUCCCCUGAGUCACUAGGAGCUAGUUGCCUGGCCAAACCACAUCCUUGGUCCCUUGUCCUUACAGGAGGGAUUCCCUUGAUCAGGAGGGAUUCCAUUGCACUCUGCGGGAAGCUGGCUGGUGGCUCCCGUUUGUGUGGAGAACUCCCAGUUCCCCUGUGGCCUUGUCUUGAGAUUCCUGCUGCUCUUCCCUUCAGCACCUGACCCUGGCCACUGGCUUGGGCAGUAUGAUCUUGGGAAAAAAAACUGUUGGUACCAGGACCCCUGGGGUCUCCAUCCAAAAGCAAACCAGCCUGGGGUGGACAUUCCUACCUCAGGAGCACUCAAUCUUUCAUAGAAGAGACACAUUCUAGGGAGUUCAUGCAUUCUAGAAGGUCUAGGAAUUUCCAGAAAUUGUCCCCAAUAUGGUGUGUGUGUGUGUGUGUGUGUGUGUGUGUGUGUGUGUGCGUGUGUGUGUGUGUGUGUGUGCGUGUGUGCGUGUGUGUGUGUGUAUCUUCCUGGAGAGAGAUCCAGGAAAAGAGGGAUUUCUCUAGCUUCUUAAGGAGGUCCCUGGUCCCAAAGGGUCUAGGCCUCUGCUCUGGAUUGGAGCUACCAUCUAUCUGAGUUGCAGCCCCCCAAACUCCCUCCUACUGCACCCAAACUGCCAUCGCCUUGUUCCUCCACACGGCCCUUGGGGUUGAAAGCCAAGUGUUCGUGGUCCCCAGCACCCACACCGGAGGGUUCUCCAGCAGUGUCCUCUUGCCUCCUGGCUCUCACCAGCACACUCCAGUAGUGGUACUGUGCCCAGGUUCGAGUGCACCCGUGGACUCACGGCGUGGGGGUCCUUUGCCUCGAUGGCCACACUUCUCCCAUUCUCCGUUGUGGAGUUUCAUCCGCCGCCAUCUGCAAGCCUGGCUUCAGAUCCCUGUUCAUCCGGGAAGCUCCUGCUGCAGCCUAGGACAGAACCAGGGUUGGGGCGGCGUCCUCUCCCUAGAGCCUAGGCCGUGUCCGGCAUGGACCUUUGGGGCCGGGAGCACGGGCUUCUCUUGAAUGUAAGGACUGCUGCUCAGAGAGCCUUUGAGAGGGUCGCACCUCGUUUCCAUGGUCAGCCAGGCUCUGGACUUCUCAGCUGUCCUGGGUGGGGACUCGGCCCAUUCUGUUUUUGCUUUUCCUCUUCUUGACCAAAGCAUGUGCCACUAGCUGCCCUCGAGGACAUUGUCUUUAUGAAACCACACCUGGAAUAAAACCACUUCUUACAUGUUCACGUG